Messenger RNA from Cricetulus griseus (Chinese hamster), 657 nucleotides. Lineage: Eukaryota; Metazoa; Chordata; Mammalia; Rodentia; Cricetidae. The record is from RefSeq and is a predicted model, not a curated record.
AUGAUGCUUCAUCAAGUCUUCAUAUCAGGCCUCUUACUACUUCUCCCAGGUGCUGUGGAUUCUGAUGUAGUAGUGACUGCAGUGGUGGGUGACCCUGUCACACUGCCAUGUAUUUACUCAACAGAUCUUGGAAUCAGUAACUCUUGCUGGGGCCUUGGCGAGUGUAAAUUUUUUUAUUGUGCAAGAACACUUAUCUGGACCAAUGGAUAUCGAGUCACCUAUCAGAGGAGCAGCAGAUACCAGCUAAAGGGGCCUAUUUCAGAAGGAAAUGUGUCCUUGACCAUAGAGAAUGCUGCUCAGAGUGACAGUGGUCCAUAUUGCUGUGUAGUAGAAAUCCCUGGAUCUUUCAGAUAUGCGACAUAUUCGCUGGAAGUUAAGCCAGAAAUUCCAACAAGUCCUCCAACAAGUCCCACAACUAUAACAGGACCCACAACAACAGGAAGACCCACAACAGUGUCAACAAGACCCAUACAUUUGCCAACAUCACCCACAGUCUCCACCUCGACUCCUACAACACCAGCACAAACAGAGACUCACACAACAGAUUGGAAUAACACUGUGACAUCCUCCAACAACUCUUGGGAUAAUUACACUGUAAGUAUAUUCUUCCCCAAUCAGCCAUGCUCCCUUGUGUAUCUUCUCGGAUACAAUUUGUAG